Molecule: messenger RNA, 3104 nt
Organism: Siniperca chuatsi (mandarin fish)
Lineage: Eukaryota; Metazoa; Chordata; Actinopteri; Centrarchiformes; Sinipercidae
Product: interleukin-1 receptor accessory protein-like
Exons: 10
Coding region: 361-1959 (532 amino acids)
Biological process (GO): signal transduction
Molecular function (GO): interleukin-1 receptor activity
Source: RefSeq, a predicted model, not a curated record
UCACAAGUCACAUGAAGGGGUUGCAAAAGUUUUGUUGUUUUUUUUUUUUUUUUUUUGGUUUUUUGUCAUUUAUCAUGGAGGGAAAAGAUCAAUAUCACGAUAGAUAUGUGAAAAUCAUUAAAGCAUAUCAUCAGUCCAGAAAAAGGUAAAAUCAUAACAAUACAAAUAAUAAUAAUCCUUGUCGAAAUAUUUUCUUGGUGGGAAAUCCAGGGGGUGUUUACGCUGCAGUGACAACAUGAAGCUCUUCCUUAAGUUUCAUUUUUCAUCACACACUGACUUGACGAGGUUGACGUUCCAGUGUAAUUGAGCAGACCUGCAUCUGGAGAUUAUUUGGCCAGAGCACGUGUUUGCUGUGCGGUGAUGCGGGAAAUCAUGAUGGUGAAAGUACUUCUGGUCUCUCUAUUUUUCGUCCUUACAUCAUUAACAGGUGUGUGUCCCAGAGAGAUAUAUGUCAAGGCAGGUGAGAUGGUGGCGCUACAAUGCCCAGAUGGUGUUGCUGAACCGAUCUGGACCAGUUACACCACCCAGGAGAUGGAUCUGACCAGCAACAUGUCAUCAGCUGAGCAGAGGCAGAUGGGUGUGCUGGUUCAUGAGAGGAGCCUUGUGAUUCUCAAUGCUUCUGUAAACCAUCAGGGGAAUUACUCAUGCUCUCUGGGGAAUGCCAGCAGCCAGUUCUGGUUCAGGCUGACAGUAUACACAACACGGAGAGAGAAUGAAAAAAAAAAUUACUCUGCGACAUGUUACACACAUGAGUCCUGCACAUUGUCUUGCCCUGAUGUAAAUAUACCUGCUGAAAAUACCCCGGAUAUUACCAGCAACGGCAUUAAAUGGCACAAGGAGGGUGAGUCAUUGCCAAAAAACAGUUACUUCUCGAGUGUGGAGGAGAAUGACCACGGUGUCUACACCUGUACCAGGUCUUACCUGUAUCAUGGUCAAAUAUAUAACAUGACUUUAUCAGUGGUGCUUGAUGUCCAACCAAACAAAAAAAUGGACAAAUCUGCAGAGAUCACUUCUCCACGCAUGAGUGAAGUAUUUCUCGUAGAUUUGGGCUCAACAGUGGUGAUUGAUUGUAAAGCUGUUUUGUAUUCAGACUUUGAUGAGGUGUUCUGGUUAAGUGGAAACUCAUUUGUGGAAACAAACAACAUCUUCCCAGUUUUCUACAAUUAUACAAGUGAAAAUAAUACUGAAGAGAUAAAGAUGACAGCAUCUCUAGUCUUCAAAAAAGUGUCAGAAGAGGAUCUAUCAAAAAAUUACACCUGUAAACUGGAAUGUGUAUCUGGACUCUCGAGCUUUGUCACCAUCACCUUGGCCCAAAAACCUCGUCCUUCUUACGUUUCCCUGGCUGUUGGUAUUGUCGGAAUGGUGGUGGUAAUGGUUGUAUCAGUAGUUAUCUAUGUGAAGUUCAAAAUUGACAUCUUUCUUUUCCUAAGAGACACUCUUGGCUGCCAUAGAAGAACCUCAGAUGGAAAGAGCUAUGAUGCCUUUUUGAUGUAUUACAAGAGCGACACUGAUGCGGGACUAAAUGCUUAUGACAGAAAUGGGCUGAAGAGUGUUUUGGAAGAGAGAUUUGGCUACAGUCUCUGUCUUUAUGAUCGUGACAUCUUACCAGGGAAAGCUGUAGCGGAGGCAGUGUUAGACUGCAUAGUGUGCAGCCGGACGGUGGUUUUGGUUCCCACCUCUCCAGAUCCUGGUCCAGGGUCUGAUCUGCUGAGUGCCAUCCAUGCAGCCCUUGUGGAGCGGCAGACUCGCUUGGUUUUCAUCAAAACUGAGGCAACAGAAGUGUCGAGAUCGGGUUCAUUACCAGAGGCUCUGCAGCUUCUUGGCAAGGCUGGAGACUGUGUCACCUGGAAGGGCAUAAGCUCCAUGCCACCCUCCUCCUCCUUCUGGAAACAGUUACGUUAUUACCUACCUGCCCCGCAGCAUGCACAGAAAAUAAGGCUUUUACCUCAGCCGAUCUAGGGUGUUACUUCAUGGUAAGAUGUUUAGCUAAGUCAGAAUUAAUAGCCUGUAUCAGUGUAUGUCUAAAAGAAUCAAAUUAAUACCACAAAUAUAGCACAUUAAAAAAAAUACAUUUUAGGCAAAGCAUAUUACCACAUUAUACCACAGUGUAGAAAUACUCUGUUACAAGUAAGUCCUGCAUUCAUAAUUGUACUUUAGUAAAAGUAGUAGUAAAAGUAUCAGCAUCAAAAUAUACUUACUGCACCAAAAGUAAAAGUACUCAUUAUAGAGAAUGGCCCAUUUCAUAAUAAUAAUAAUAAUAAUAAUAAUAAUAAUAAUAAUAAUAAUAAUAAUAAUAAGUAUAUAAGUAUAUUAUUGGAUUCUAAUUAUUGAUGCAUUAAUGUGUUCAUCGCUUUAAUGUUGCAGCUGGUAAAGGUGGAGCUGAUUUUAACUACUUUAUAUAUUGUUGGGUAGCUUGUGAAGUUGUAUAUUAUCUUAAUCUACAAUAAUACAUCAUAAUUUAUUUGUUGAUUAUAUUUUGUAUUAUUCAUAUGAAUCUGAAGUAACUAAAAUUAUCAGAUAAAUGUGUAAAAAGUUAAAUAUUUCCCUCUGAACUGUAGUGGACUAGAAGUGUGAAGUAGCAGAAAAUAGAAAUAGUCAAGUAAAGUACAAGUAACUCAAAAUUGUACUUAAAUAUAGCAUUUGAGUAAAUGUACUUAGUUACUUUCUACCACUGUAGAUAUUUUUCCUUUUUCCGGUAGAAAACUACUGUAUAGUAUGACAGCUGACACAAGCAACUUUCCCUGUCAGCUGCAAAGACAUGUAAUGUAAAAUUGAAUUAUGUUAAUACAUCAGCCUAUACACUGUUACUAUUGACAUAUCCAGAAUUAUCCAACUUGUGUAUUCUAAUUACAGUUGAAGUGUUGCUUUUCAUAGUGGCUCAUGAAUGAAUGUGUCAAUGGUGUAACUUUUAUCUAAAUUAGUUUUUGAACAUGGACACUCUUUUCUCCUACUCACCCAAAUGUCUCUGUGCUGUCUCUGUCAUGCUGCUCUUCAUCCUCAUCAUUCAUUUCCUCUGUACUCUUACUGUACUAUGAGAUGUGCUACUGUGAUGCCCCAGGGCAAAAUAUGUUUGAACUGUAUUUCAAAAUAAAUUGUAUUUUAUA